AUGGCUAUGAUGAAUAUCUCGCAAAUUACCAAUGAACAACAAUGCCUUGAUGUUCCGCUACCUCCACCAGGUCGUAUUCGAUCGCAUUCGUUGAAACCUCGGCAUUCAAAACUGGAUUAUGCUCGACGGCAAUCAGCCGCUGGUGCAUCAUCAGUAUCAACGACACCACCACCAACAACAACAAUAACAACAGGCAUGAAACUAUCGACUGAAAACAGUGAACUUCAAAAAGCGAAUACACCGCCACCAAGACGCACUUCUACACCAUGGUUUCAACGACGUUUUACAGUAUUUUCAUUUGAUCAACAACAAAAUGCAUCAUCAAAUCAACAACGACGCAUGACAAUGGGUCGUUAUUCAGUUUUCAGCGAUAAACCUAACGCAAAUUUAAUAAGACAAAAACGUCCGAGUGUUAUAUCACAAGUUGUUGAGUCAUUUACACGACGAUUUUCAUUAGGAAAGAAAAAGCAUCAUAAUGAUUCUGAGCCAAAUGAAACAAUUGUUGAUCCGGUUUAUGAAACAUUAAAAAUGGCUGCUGAAACACGCAAAAUGGCAGUUGCUAAUUAUUUACAACAACGACAACAAACGCUCAAUAAACAAGUGUCGCUCAAUAGCCAAGGCUCGUCUGAAUUAGAUAUUCAAUCGUCACCAAAAGCAUCGCGUCAUGCAAGUCGAACCGAAGCAGAAAUAACUUCAACAUUACGACCCACAUUACCAUCUGGAAAUCGACAAGGAGCGUCAUCGAUAGAUAAUGCACGUGUAACAAAUUGCUAA
Rotaria socialis is the source of this 774-nucleotide messenger RNA. The record is from the annotation of a GenBank genome assembly. NCBI's taxonomy places the organism in Eukaryota, Metazoa, Rotifera, Eurotatoria, Philodinida, Philodinidae.